Messenger RNA from Microstroma glucosiphilum, 557 nucleotides. RefSeq lists its product as hypothetical. The record is from RefSeq and is a predicted model, not a curated record. The coding region runs from base 101 to 469 and encodes 122 amino acids. NCBI's taxonomy places the organism in Eukaryota, Fungi, Basidiomycota, Exobasidiomycetes, Microstromatales, Microstromataceae. The transcript has a single exon.
GUCUGGGCCGGCUGCAUCUCAGCUUCGGCGAGCGAGAAAGUGGGACUGCUUGCUAGGACUCGCUGCUGCUGCUCCUCCUGCCCCACCCCCUCCCAACCGCAUGCGUACACCGCAAGUCGGUUCUCUCUUUACCUGCCACCACCUAGCAUCGACAUCGUCAUCCUCCUCCUCGCCCCACCUUACCCACUUCGUCCCUUGCAUCGAUUCGCUUGCGGAGCUUAAGCAUUGUCCCAUUGACGUGGUCCACUUGGUCCAACCUAGUCAUUCGGCAUUGGGCGAGCCAGGAACAGAUGCGACAGACGCCCAGUUGCAGUCUGAUGGCACCUCUCUUUGCCCUAAUCUCAUCCACUCCUCCGAGACAUUCGUCUCACCUUUACCAUACACGAGACCAACUUGUUUACACUUUCCAACCACACCACCCUACCAGCACUAUCUGCUACCUCGAUUCACCUCCCCGCCAUACCGAUAGCAUCUGAGUUCUUCGCCAAACCUUCUCCUCGGCCCCAACUCGAGAGCUUGAGAGCGAAAGAGUCCUAGCAGGGCAGGCGCUUCCUCUU